Macrosteles quadrilineatus (aster leafhopper) is the source of this 2309-nucleotide messenger RNA. RefSeq names its product gastrula zinc finger protein XlCGF57.1-like. Gene Ontology annotation, cellular component: nucleus. The transcript has 11 exons. Gene Ontology annotation, molecular function: RNA polymerase II cis-regulatory region sequence-specific DNA binding; zinc ion binding; DNA-binding transcription factor activity. NCBI's taxonomy places the organism in Eukaryota, Metazoa, Arthropoda, Insecta, Hemiptera, Cicadellidae. The record is from RefSeq and is a predicted model, not a curated record. Gene Ontology annotation, biological process: regulation of transcription by RNA polymerase II. Bases 270 to 1934 code for a protein of 554 amino acids.
CAAGAGUGGCAACGUGUACGUUACGUUAUCUUAUCAAAUAAAUAUACCUUCAAGGUUUAUUUUUCAUAAUAGAAAUACAAAAUGUGCCCAUAGUUGGAAAUUGGAUGCCGGAUAUAGGUUAACUUAAAUAAUUGACAUUUGAGUCAACUGUAUUUAUAUUAUAACUUAAUUGAAGUGGGACUGUACAGCGUUUGAAAGUAAAAAAGUUUGCAUUGUCGACUAUGCAGAUUGCAGUUACUUGAUAAAAUACACUAGGCUAACUUUUUUAAAUGGCUCAAGCUCUGUCCAUUGAACAAUACUGCAGAGUGUGUGGAUUGGAGACCGCAGGUCACAAUCUUAUUCUUAUAUAUAGUGAGGAUGGGAUUGGCAUGGCAUUAGAAAAGAAGAUCCAGGAUCAUAUACAUUUAAAGGUAAAGGAGAAUGAUUGUUUGCCCCAGCAAGUGUGCCUUAAAUGUAUAUCUCAGCUCAAUACCUUUCAACAGUUCUUUGAAGCCAGCCACAGCGCAGCCUUCAAACUGCACCAGAUGUUUCUUCCAAAUAAGGUAAUGGAAAAGGAGGAAGAGGACGACCUUUGUAAACUAGAAAAUAUUGACAUUUGGGAGGGGUUAGAACCAGAAAUAUUAGAUAGUGAAAACCCCAAAGCUAAUGACUGCUCAAUAAACCUAACAGAUGGAAAAAAUAAAAAGGUUAAGAAGACAGAAAAGAAGUUGUCGUCAUCGGUGCUGUGUCACGUUUGUGGCAAAGCAUUUAAAAGUAUGACAAACUUACACGCCCACAAGCGCACUCAUCUACCUGAAAACCUCAAGAAGAAGUUUCAGUGUACAAUUUGUACCAAGUCUUUCAGGACUAACUUCCAUCUGUCAGAGCACAUGAAUGUUCACCAGGGCGUGACACCAUACAACUGUCAAGAAUGUGACAAGCAGUUCCACAGCCGAGCCCUGCUGAGACAACAUCUCCAGGUGCACCAGCAGAACACCAAGGUGGCAUGUCCUCACUGUGGUCUGCUGUGUUCUCGCAAGGCUAAUCUGAGAGCUCACAUGAAGACCCACGAGGAAGGCCGGUCCUUCAGCUGCUCCCUGUGCAAACAACAGUUCUCUACCUACAGUGAGAUGCUCUCUCAUAGGAGACAACACAGUCAACAGGAGAUAAGGCUACUGUUGCAACAAGACCUCAUUACAGACAAGGAUUACUUAAUCACAUGUCAUUUUUGUGAUAAAAUAUUUACAAACAAAAGGAUACUAGCAACACACAUGGAUAAAGUGCACGGUGGCAACAGUUUGACAGUGAAGUGUGGGGAUUGUGGCAAGCUGUUGCAGUCUCAGCGCUCUCUAGUGUACCACCAGCGCUCACAGCACUCUGACGAGCGGCCGCACCGCUGCGCUCACUGUGGUCAGGGCUUCCUGCUGCUCAAACUGCUGCAAGCACAUGAGACCAAGCACACUGGCGAGAGACCUUUCAAGUGUGAUACUUGCGGAAAAGGCUUUAGGUCAAGAAAUAACCUGUAUCAACAUUCUGAAAAGCAUGGCGGCAAAAGAAAAUUCCAAUGCACUGUUUGUGGGAAACAUUUUCAAAGGAAAGCAGCGCUGAAUGUUCACUUUAGAAUUCACAGCGGCGAGAAGUCGUUUGUAUGUGACAAGUGUGGUAGAGGGUUCAUUCAGAAAAAUGACCUUGUGAAACACCAGAAGACCCACGAGGAAGGAAACUCCAAGGCACACACUUGUGGUCAGUGCUUGUUUGUUUUUGGUUCCAAGAAAGAACUAACCAAGCAUAAAGAAGAAACUCAUCAAGAGAUCGGUGUUGUUCCCCUUAUAGUCACCAAUAACAUGUUUGAAACUCAUGUAAUAACUGAAGAUGGACAAAGAUUAGUCUUCCCAACAGUUAGUAGAGCCUUCGAGCAGAGUGAUACAAUCACAACUCAAGUUACUGAUAUUUGAUUGGUUGAAAUUAUUUUGUCAUCUUUCUGUACAGAAAGUGAUUUUCAGCCACUUGCUAUAAUUAUUCUUGUCCUUGGCUUUGCCUCGUACGUGAAAAUAAACCUCAUAUGCCUUAUAUAGGGUAAUAGGAAUUUCCCAUUGGGAAUAAGCUAUUACCCGUUUCAUGGUAAGACCUAGGCCAAUUUACUUUUUGGUUUUUAUGAUCCUAGAGGCCAAAAACACCAUCCGUCUCUGUGCAAUGUAUCGAAAAUGCAUCAAAAUUCAGAUUCAAUACAUCGAAUCGUGAUUCGAUUCAGUGGUGAUCAAAAAUCGAUUCGAUUCAUGAGGGAGUCAGUAUACAUCUACAAAAAAGGCCUGUAGAAAGUCAAUGCAAUA